CGAAUCCGAAAGCUCGAUAUGCAGAAUUUGAGUUGUUGCUUAAUUCCCUAUGGACAGGCCAUAGAUGUUGAAUAGUAGCGACUGCCAUCCCUUCAAAUGCCUCAUGCGGUAACCUGAUUUCCCUCGCUGACGAAACCUGCUCUGCUACGCCAUAACGUAACUGCAUUGCUUUCUCAUAGCUCCCUGGCGUCGGGCAGCUCCUCAUUGGGCUCUGUGGAGAAUCUAGGCCCACAACGGUUGCAAUCGUCUCUGCAAUCAAGCUUUGACAAGCCUUCGUCAAGCUUUGCACCCUGGCUGCUCCCGUGGAUAUGCAUUCCUCAAUGCAGCUUCCCACGCUGCAACCGGUGAUCAUACAUUGCGUCACUGGAAUAUCUCUAUUUACCCCCAGCUCUCUGGAGUUCCCGUUCAACAUCUCAGACUAACUUCGGACUGAAAUCUUUGAGAGGCCGAACAAAGAUCAAUUGACACAAUGGCAGGACUCGCCCGACACGUCGAUCCCGAAGAGUUGGUGAAGACGCUUCAGGACCAUCCGGCACACAAGGCCGGACGUAAGGCCAACCGCGCCGUUUCCCACACGACGCCGUAUUCGAGCCGAUAUGCCAGCUCUACGGAGCUCUCCAAGUUCCGCAUUCCCCAUGAUGGAGCACCGGCAGAUGUUGUGCAUCAGCUGCUCAAAGAUGAGCUCGAGCUCGACGGUCGUCCGAGCCUGAACCUGGCUUCCUUCGUCGGCACCUACAUGGAGCAUGAAGCAGAGCAGCUCAUGAUCGAAAAUCUCUCGAAGAAUAUGUCCGACGCCGAUGAAUAUCCUUCUAUGAUGGACAUGCACGCCCGCUGCAUCUCGAUCAUUGCAAAUCUCUGGGGUGCCCAGACAACAAAAGGCGAGAAGGCGAUCGGAACAGCCACGACCGGCUCGAGCGAGGCUAUACAUCUAGGUGGGCUUGCUAUGAAGCGCCGCUGGCAAGAGAAGCGAAGGGAGGAGGGCAAGGAUACGUCGAAGCCGAAUAUCAUCAUGGGAGCCAAUGCGCAGGUUGCGCUCGAGAAGUUCGCUCGUUACUUCGAAGUGGAGGCUCGGAUCUUACCCGUCUCGGAGAAGAGCAGCUACCGCCUUGAUCCAGAGUUGGUGAAGCAGAACAUUGACGAGAACACCAUUGGCGUCUUUGUGAUUUUGGGGUCGACAUACACUGGGCACUACGAACCGGUCGAGGAGAUCAGCAAUAUUCUCGAUGAGUAUGAAAACAAGACCGGUGUAUCCAUUCCCAUCCACGUUGAUGCUGCAUCUGGAGGAUUCAUCGCCCCCUUCACUCAUGCCAAGGCUGGCUUCAAAUGGAACUUCGAACUUCCCCGCGUCAAGUCGAUCAACACGAGCGGUCACAAGUUUGGGCUUGUGUACGCUGGUGUGGGUUGGGUUAUCUGGAGAGAUGAAAGCUAUUUGCCCAAGCACCUGAUCUUCGAGCUGCAUUACCUGGGUGGAACGGAGGAGAGUUACACUCUCAACUUUUCUAGGCCUGGAGCACAGAUCAUCGCCCAAUACUACAACUUGAUCCAUCUCGGGUUUAGCGGCUACCAGAACAUCAUGGAGAAUACCCUUGCCAACGCGCGCUUAUUGAGUCGUGCAUUGGAGGGCACUGGAUGGUAUCGCUGUGUCAGCGAUAUUCAUCGCAAGAAGGGAGACCACAAGUACGAGAAGGGUAAGCCGCAGUACGAAGAUGGGUCGACGAGUGCGGAUUACAAUGCGGGCCUGCCAGUAGUCGCCUUCAGUCUGACUGAUGACUUCAGGAAGGACUUUCCGCACGUCAAGCAGGCCGCCGUCAGCAAUUUGUUGAGGGCAAGACAGUACAUCAUUCCAAACUAUCCGCUGCCGCCCAACGAAGAGAAGACUGAGAUUUUGCGAGUUGUCGUUCGCGAAAGCCUGUCUAUCGACAUGAUCGACAGGCUAAUCACCGACAUUUGCUCUAUCACUGAAAAUUUGAUGCAGAGUGACCAGUUCGACGUCGCAGCAUGGCAACCGGCUAGCCAGAGCGUCGAGAAGGAACAUGCGUCGCACGGCUUGCAGGCCAAACACAAGCAUGAAGCGCGCCGUCCGAUGCACGAAGGCGUCCAUCGUAGUGUAUGUUGAUCAGGGGUACCUUGCAUCAUGGACUUGCGGGAUUAGGAUACAUACCAACGAGCGGGAUAUAGCGAUGCCGUAGCUGAGAGGGAAUACACGGCCCGAGACAGCAGGGAAAAGUGCCCGUUUACCCCUUAUGACCGAAAAUUGCCUAGACUUAGGUGUCCCUGGAGUGUUGCACCGAUUGCCGCGCCUUGUCAAUCUACCGAAGAAGCCAAAAUAGGCGAAGGUGUAUGCGUUUGCUGCCAGAUUUCCGAUGAGUGUUCCUUGGUUGACGGCAAGUACUCGCUCGAACCAGAUCCGCGG
Molecule: messenger RNA, 2413 nt
Organism: Trematosphaeria pertusa
Lineage: Eukaryota; Fungi; Ascomycota; Dothideomycetes; Pleosporales; Trematosphaeriaceae
Product: glutamate decarboxylase
Exons: 6
Coding region: 470-2116 (548 amino acids)
Biological process (GO): L-glutamate catabolic process
Cellular component (GO): cytosol
Molecular function (GO): glutamate decarboxylase activity; pyridoxal phosphate binding
Source: RefSeq, a predicted model, not a curated record